GUUACUAACGCCUCCUCCACCAUGUCGUUCUCUGAAGCAGAGGUGCAAAGUGCCCGUGGCGCCUGGGAGAAGAUGUAUGUGGAUGCUGAGGACAAUGGGACAACUGUGCUGGUCAGGAUGUUUACUGAGCACCCAGACACCAAGUCCUACUUCGCACACUUCAAAGGCAUGGACUCUGCUGAAGAGAUGAAACAGUCGGAUCAGGUCAGGGGCCACGGCAAGAGGGUUUUCACCGCCAUCAAUGACAUGGUGCAACACCUGGACAACUCCGAGGCUUUUCUUGGGAUAGUGAACCCACUUGGCAAGAAACAUGCCACCCAGCUUAAGAUUGACCCCAAAAACUUUAGGAUUAUUUGUGACAUUAUCUUGCAAGUGAUGGAGGAGAAAUUUGGAGGAGACUGCAAAUCUUCCUUUGAGAAGGUGACCAAUGAAAUCUGCACUCACCUGAACAAUGUCUACAAAGAGGCGGGUUGGUGAGGAUGUGCAACCUCCAGGCUCUUCAAACAUCUUGCCAGCACUGAUUUGCUGCUUUUGGACCUCCAGCCUCAGUUGGAAGAAUGAAAAAGU
This is a messenger RNA of Leptosomus discolor (cuckoo roller), 567 nucleotides long. Its product is annotated as cytoglobin-1. Gene Ontology annotation, molecular function: iron ion binding; oxygen binding; heme binding. Gene Ontology annotation, biological process: oxygen transport. Lineage: Eukaryota; Metazoa; Chordata; Aves; Leptosomiformes; Leptosomidae. The record is from RefSeq and is a predicted model, not a curated record.